AUGAAUGUUGGCAUUGAGGCUGAGAUGCUGAUUUGGUGUUGGUUGUUUGAGGUGGUACGGCAGGUUCACGCAUCUAAGCAUCUGCAAAGGUGUAUGCAAAAGGACUUCCUUGCGCGGACACCGAUGAGUACCCCACUACAGCCUGUCCUGAUCAUUUACUCCCACGGCCGGAAUCCGCCGCUGCAUCCACCACCACACCUUAGAUAUGACCUUCGGAAUAUCCCCAACCCGCCCAAGGAGCUCCGCGCAGUUAGCGAUGGGCGUUCAAAGCGCAUCCGCGAGCACCUCCUUUCCGAACCGAAGUUCGUCCAGCGAUUAGAAGCCGUGGAGCGUGACAUUCUCCGCACAAUGGAGGCCAAAAUCGCCGAGCAUGCCGCGCAGCUGAUAGGAUCCGAGCUUGAAGAAUGUACGUCUGUAGAUGUUGCUAAGGAGGAAGAAGAGGGGCACGAGGAUGAGAGUAGGGCUUUAGGGGCUGAACAGGAGAAUGAGGAACUUUCGGAAGCGUCAUCAUCCGACCACGAAGUCAUCCUCCGAGUAGGCUGCAACUGCGCUUUGGGGCAUCACAGGAGUGUAGCUUUUGUCGAAGAGCUAUCACGACGUUCGUGGCCCAAGGAAUGGCAGGUUCUUGUCGUCCACCGCGAUCUAGAAAAGAAGAGAGCUGGUGGGGCGCGCAAAAUGCAGAAAGCAAGUUUCAGGGAGAAGAGGAGGAAUAUGUGGGAGGAAUAA
Trematosphaeria pertusa is the source of this 726-nucleotide messenger RNA. RefSeq lists its product as uncharacterized. Lineage: Eukaryota; Fungi; Ascomycota; Dothideomycetes; Pleosporales; Trematosphaeriaceae. The transcript is spliced from 2 exons. The record is from RefSeq and is a predicted model, not a curated record. Bases 1 to 726 code for a protein of 241 amino acids.